AUGUCCUAUCACCAAAUCCACUGGAGACGUAACAACUUGGUGAAGAUCGCUAGCUGGGACAACGAGAUGAAGGUCCAAUAUCCCAGCAGUACCUACAAGGGACGUCUGGAGCUCUUCCCCAACUUCACCCUCAAAAUCAGCUACCUGCAGAAGAACGACAGCAGCACCUACCAGGUGUACCUGGAGGAUGAGAUGGGCAAGGAGCACGUUGAAAGCAUCCUCCUGACCGUGUAUGAUCUGGUUCCAAAACCCAUCGUGAGUGCCAAAGUGAUCAGGGAUGACCCAACGCGAUGCAAAGUCACCCUGCAGUGCUCGGUGGGGAUCGAAGGGGUGACCUACGAGUGGAUCCCCCCCAGGAGGGUCCUGCUGGAGGGUGCAGAUGCCUCUGAGCAGCAUGUUUCCUUCAACCCCUUGGUAGAAACCUACAUCUGCAAAGUCAGCAACCCUGUGUCCUCCAACAACGCCUCGCUGACCUACAGGCAUCCCUGCUCCUGGACAGGUGAGUCCUCCACAGCAUCCUGCACCACCACUAGCAUGCUGGUGAUCCUGGGACACCUCAUCCUCUUCCUCAUCACGUUCUGCCAUUGA
Messenger RNA from Antrostomus carolinensis (chuck-will's-widow), 588 nucleotides. Its product is annotated as CD48 antigen-like. The transcript has 3 exons. The coding region runs from base 1 to 588 and encodes 195 amino acids. Gene Ontology annotation, biological process: T cell activation. The record is from RefSeq and is a predicted model, not a curated record. Lineage: Eukaryota; Metazoa; Chordata; Aves; Caprimulgiformes; Caprimulgidae. Gene Ontology annotation, cellular component: membrane; external side of plasma membrane.